This is a messenger RNA of Cucurbitaria berberidis CBS 394.84, 2085 nucleotides long. RefSeq names its product oligomeric Golgi complex subunit 6. The transcript is spliced from 2 exons. The record is from RefSeq and is a predicted model, not a curated record. Gene Ontology annotation, biological process: intra-Golgi vesicle-mediated transport. The coding region runs from base 1 to 2085 and encodes 694 amino acids. Gene Ontology annotation, cellular component: COG complex. Lineage: Eukaryota; Fungi; Ascomycota; Dothideomycetes; Pleosporales; Cucurbitariaceae.
AUGUCGGCAACUUACUUCCAGGAGCGAGCGACUCCUGUUUCUCAGAAUGGGUUGUCACCAGCUUCGCCUUCGGUAGGGCCGGCUUCCAGAGGCACCAAUGCCCUCUCCAAUCGGAUCACCAGCGUCUUGUCUGCUUCGUAUGCGGACCUGGAAAUUCGAGAUGCGCUGGAGACGCUUGAUUCUCGCGGGGUACACAACUCGGCGGAGACUAGACGACAACUCCGAUUAGCCGUUCAGAAAGAGGUCAUUCAAUGCAAUGGCGAGAUCGUUAAAGACUUUGGAGAAGUGGCGGAGCAACUGAAGCGUAUCGGCACAGCCAUCAGUAGCUUGAACAACUAUUGUGCUGACAUGAGAAGCCAUAUUGCGGCUGCAAAUCGAGAGACUGGACCCGUCUUAGAAGAAGCCACAAGUCUCAUCACUCAGAAGAAACAGGUCGAAUCCAAGCAGCAGAUUUUGCACGCCUUCACCUCGCAUUUCCUCAUCUCUGAGGAAGAGGCAACAGUGUUGACGUCUACUGUCGAGCCUGUGAACGAAGCGUUCUUCCAAAGCCUGACACGAGUCAAGAAGAUACACCACGAUUGUCAGGUACUACUUGGUACUGAAGACCAACGAUUAGGCUUAGAAGUACUCGAGCAAAGCUCAAAGCAGCUGAAUGCUGCCUUCCAAAAAUUGUAUCGCUGGAUACAGCGAGAAUUCAAGACCUUGGAUCUGGAGAAUCCACAAAUCAGCGCAUCUGUCAGGCGCUCUCUGCGUGUGCUAGCAGAACGACCUACAUUGUUCCAAAGCUGCCUAGACUCUUUCGCUGAAGCUCGCGAAACUAUCUUGUCUGAUUCAUUCCACGCCGCCUUAACGGGAUCCAACUCAGAAGAGCAUAUAGCCACCAAGCCAAUCGAGUUUCACGCCCAUGAUCCAUUACGCUAUGUCGGCGAUAUGCUGGCUUGGGCGCACUCGACUACCGUGUCAGAGAGAGAAGCACUCGAGAAUCUCUUCAUUUCUGAUGGCGAUGAGAUCAAGCGUUCCAUCCAGGAAGGCUUAGAGAGCGAACCGUGGCUACGAGGCGAUGGGGAUGAAGAAGUGUUCGACGGCAGGAAAGCUCUCAACCAGCUUGUCAGUCGCGAUUUGACAGGAGUUGCACGUCUGUUGCGUCAACGCACCGAGCAAGUCAUUCAAAGUCAUGACGAUGCCACUCUGGCCUACAAGAUUGCCAACUUGAUUGGUUUCUACAGAGGGACAUUCGUCAAGUUGCUGGGGUCAGAUUCCGAAGUUCUGGAAAUGUUCAACACAUUGAACACCUCUGCAAUGAGACAAUUCCGCGCCAAUGUGAGGGACUAUGUCGCCAACGUGCAAAGCGACCUCGCCGUAGCGCCUGCAGACCUAUCACCUCCUCACUUCCUAGAUGACGCAUUGAAGAUGCUUGGAGUGCUCGCGAAGAGCUACGAUACGUCAGUCGCAGUAACGGACGAUCAGGACCAAGGAUUCCAGACUGUACUCGCAGAAGCCUUGGAUCCUUUCCUAAACGGCUGCGAAAAUCUACAGAAGGGAAUGCAGCAGCCGGACAGUGCUGUGUUUGCAAUCAACUGCCUCUCUGCGACCAAGGAAGUGCUUGCAUUGUACACCUUUGCAAGCGAACGCAUCAGCGAAAUAGACGACACGAUCGAUGAACACGUCGCAAAGCUGAUCGAGUAUCAACACCAAUACUUCAUCCACGAAUCUGGUCUCAUCACCCUUCUUGACGCCCUAUCAACAAUCACCGACUCAGAGGAGAGUCUCAAAACGAUACCCGACCUCGAACCCUUCAAAUCAGAUGCACUCGUAGCAGCUAGCCAGCAAUUGGAUGAAUUCCUACCAUCCGCUCUGAUUGACGCUUCAGAGAACCUCAAAAGGCUGCGCAAUAGGAAGAUGAUACAAGAUAUCACGGAGGAAGCGGCGGGCCACUUUUGCGAAGACUUUGAAUUGGUAGAAGGUAAAAUGGUAGCAUCUGAUGAUCUGACCUAUGAUGAGUCAAAGGAAGACGACGAACAGGAACCGGGGUUGAGGGAUCUGUUCCCGAGGACUAGCGGAGAGAUUAGAGUGCUGCUCAGCUAG